UCACUGCACUCCAGCCUGGGCGACAGAGUGAAACUCCUGGUCUCAAAAAAAAAAAAAAAAAAAAAAUGCUAACCAUAGUUCUGAAGUCUUUGGCCAUGAGUGUUCUUUAAUGGUCUAAAAAGCGGUUUUAGUCAUGCCGGUGCCAAGGAGCUCUCCUCACAUCUCCAUAGCGUCAAUGUUGACCUAUUUUAUAUAUUUUUAAGUUGCAGAUUAUAGAUACAGAAAGAGAAAAUUGUCCUUUAUGUGUGCAUGAGUAUACAUGCACUGUGCCUGUGCUACACCAAUGAAAUAUUCCAAAAGACACAUUGCUCACUUAUAGUCUGAAGUUGAUAUUUGUUAACUUUUAAAUCUAUAUGUGGUCAGUGUAAGUGGUUGGUUUUUAUUCUUGUCAAACAAUGAAAUAACUUAAAGCAGCAUGGGCUAAUGGUGGUAUUUUUUUUUAACCACAUGUUAAUUUGUUGAAGGACGAAGUGAACAUAAGAUUUUUGAUAAUCAGCCUAAAGCUUCAGAAAUUGGAUCAGUAAGAGCUAAAGAUGAAAUCCUGGGAAACCUUCCCAGGCACUGUGCAGGGGAGGGAGGGGCUGGACCGCCACUGCUGUGAGGGAGGAAUGGGAAGAGCAGCCCCUGGCUGGGUGAGAAGGGCAGAGUGGAUGGCCCUUCAUUCCUGGAAGGCUGAAGCAGCCAGAGGCAGUGAUUCAUCUCUUUAAUGUCUAAUCAGGGAGAGAUACAGGAGUGACGUGAGUUUUAUUUUCAUUUUUGUUUUAACAAGUUCCCACUGUAUCUUAAUUCUCAAAAAUGAUCUGGCCUAAUCUAUAGAACUGGCUGAGUUUGAGAAUCAUUUAAAAUUUGGAAUUUUCUAUACAAGUCAGGAACAUACCUGAAAGCUAAAACAUUUAAUGGAGGCAGGGGGGCUGCCCCCAGCUCCCUUCUGCCAUUUACACAAAAUAUUUGAAAACAUGUCUGUAAAUAAUGUUGUAGAACUGAGAUACUGAGUAUCAUGUAAAGGACCCUCAGAUGGGACAGGCUGUUGAACAACUUUCCUAGAUCAUGAAGUGGAAUUUCCUUUUUGAGUAGUUUCUUGCAUGGUGUAUUCCAAUAGUUCAAACCCAGACCUACAGUUUGCAACCAGGCCAUCUGUAGACAAUAUAAUCUCUGGACUGCCCAGGACUUGUUGCUUGUCUUUCAUUUCAUUUUAAAUACAAAGCUCUUCCUUUAGCAUUCACCUUAAAGUCAAGGUGCUGGCUGCCACCUGCCAUGUCCUCUUAGAAGAUAAGAAAACAGUGGCUAUGGAGCCCUCACGGCUGGGAAGCUGACAUUCUAUGUACUUCCACAUGAGAAAAAGGAUAUUGGAAAGUUGCUUUAUUUCUGGGCAGCGUAGACUAAAGUUACUUUUCACAAGGCUGAUGCGUCCAGCCACCCCCAGUUGUCCAAGUUGGUGCAGACAUGAAUUGAUGAACUGAAACACUUUCCUUUGGCCUAGGGCCACCUAGAAUUGGUCUCUGGUUAUUUGUAAAACAAAAAGUAGAACUUGGUUCCAUUUUCAGAUGGACUAGGGAAUACUAUAAUUUGACAGCUUUGCAAUGAAUUAACAAAUACUGAAAAGUUGGAAAUGUGUAUAUACUGAAAUCUCACCAACUUUUACCUGGGGUGGGGUACCAGGAGAAAGGGGGUUAUAAUAGGGUAAGGGGGGGGGAUAAUGUUUACCACAGGUACGAAGUAGUCACUUUAACAUUGAGACCUCUGCCUCAUUGAAUUCAGGUUUUUUAAGUACUUGAAACUCUUCAGAUUCUCCUUAUUUUACAGUUUCUUUUUACAUUUAUGAAGUAGAAAGCAUUGUUUUGUAAACCGUUUUGAAAAUAAGUAGCCUAGUCUCUUAUCCUCUUUAGCGUGGAUUAAAGGUGAAGUGUUGCAAAUGGGAGAGUGUUCACAGUAGAUAGCUCGGAUUGAUUGAACACAUUUGAGGAAGAGACUCCUGCAUGAGAUACCAGCAUUUUUACAAAUACUACUUAUGUACGUUCUUUAUUUUGUCAUUUUGUCAACCCUGUCCCCAAGCACAUCUUCUUUCCUUUUACUAUGUCUAUGUAGGGAAAAAAACAAAAAAAUUGCACUUACGUUACACUCACAAAAUGUGGGUAAUCUGUGUCUUUCAAAAAACAUUUCUGUUUUUUGUUUUGUUUUGGUCAGUCCAUUGCGUAAGUGGCAAGUUUGGGUGCUUGUGGCAAGUAUGUAUGAAGUGGGAGGGGGAUGAGAAUUGCCUGUCCUUCAGUAGGCUGUAAAAGUAAUUUACAUGUAAGUAAAAAGGGAAAAUAGAAUAGAUGCCAAAGUCAUUUAUUCAGUCUUUAAGUUUUCUUAUGUGGCAUUACUGCAUCUGCUAGUUAGUGAGAACGCACCCUAAGCUUUUACUGCUCCCCUCCCUGCCUGCCAACACACUUGAUGUGUGCAAACAGCCCUCAAGUAUCUGUCAGAUUACCUAUAGAAGGUAUUGAUAAGGUAUUCUUGUCAGUUUAGAAAUGGACUGGAUAAAACUUACUUUGUUGUCAUUUUAUCUCAUUUGUCCUGUUACAUGCCCUAUGUUAAGAAAAUCAUAUUGCCACUAAUAACCAAGAUGCUAAAUGAGUAUUACAACUGGCUAAUAUCAUUUUUUAUAUACAAGGGUAUGUGUAUAUUUGGAAUUGAUACAAGAAAUUCAUUUGUACCCAUUUGAGUGAUAUUGCACAACAAAACACAGAUACCUACAGACUCCGUUUUCAUUUUCUCGUGUUCUUUAUGAUGAUCUUUGUAGAUUGGUUAUUUCUGUACUUUAUCUGUAAUAAACUUUGUAGAUCCUGUGAACUGUUAUUUUGCCUAAAUCACUUGAGACUUGAGUCUUUAAUAACAAAGCAUCAAUAUUCACUAAAGUCAAUCUCUUUUGAGUUUCUGUGACUUGGCUAGAAGCUCUUGACACUAAGGGAUUAGUGUUCAUUUUCCCUGGGGGUGUUCCACUAGGGCAUUACUGUAUAAUGACUUGAUGUUGCCACAUAGACUUCAAGAUAUAUAAUAUUUUGAGGAUUUUGUUGAUUGGCCUAUGUUUUAUUGCAUAGUGUGAAAUGUGUAAAGCUUGGUUAACCUGUAUAUAGAUAGCUUAUUGUUGACUAGUUACAGUGUAUUUAGGAUUGCCUGUAAUAUUUAAGCUUCUUUACUGAUGUGUGUGCUGGUAGGAACAUAUAAUUUUUGUACAUUAUAUUUACUGAUGUUGCCUUUUUUAUUUUACAAAUACUUUGGAAUUCCAAUGUGUUUUUUGCUUCCGUGAGGAUUAAUUUGGAAAGGUUUUUAAUGACAUUCCACUGAUUUCAGAUUUUGCUUGAGAUUGACUUCAAUAAAUUGUCCUGUAUGUUCCAAAUUAAAUAUAUGGGCUUGUUCUUUGCCAGUAAUUUUUUGCUACAACACUCUGGGCAGGAGGCCAUCCUGGGUGGGAGGACUAAAUGACACAAUCUAGCCAACCUCAGCCAGUGUAGUUUCCUGCAGAAUGCGGCUGUGUUGCUAGGGAACCAGGAUCUGAGAGCGAGCUGUUUGGUUUUCUGUUUAGAGGCGAGGUCCCGGGAGAAGGCUGCUCCCCGCGGUUGUGUAGUUGGGGUGUGGAGAGGAGCUGCUCAUGGACCGCACGCCGACCUACUCGGCUGAAACUGGGGCGUUGGCUCCCUGCUGAACGCACCGGAGGGCAGCUCCGCUGACUUUGCGUCCCCUUUGCCCUCGGCACAGCCGCCAGGCCGGCUUCCUGGGCAGCGGCCGGAGCGCGAGCGGCUGGGAGAGGGGGCGGUGAGCAGUUCUCGGCCCGGCCCUCCCCGCGGAGGCGGCCACGUCAGCGCGGCGUCGCUCGGCGCUCGCGGCCGGAUGGGGAAGGCGGCGGCGGCGGUGGCCUUUGGGGCCGAAGUGGGCGUGCGGCUCGCGCUGUUCGCGGCCUUCCUGGUGACGGAGCUGCUCCCCCCGUUCCAGAGACUCAUCCAGCCGGAGGAGAUGUGGCUCUACCGGAACCCCUACGUGGAGGCGGAGUAUUUCCCCACCAAGCCGAUGUUUGUUAUUGCAUUUCUCUCUCCACUGUCUCUGAUCUUCCUGGCCAAAUUUCUCAAGAAGGCAGACACAAGAGACAGCAGACAAGCCUGCCUGGCUGCCAGCCUUGCCCUGGCUCUGAAUGGCGUCUUUACCAACACAAUAAAGCUGAUCGUAGGGAGGCCACGCCCAGAUUUCUUCUACCGCUGCUUCCCUGAUGGGCUAGCCCAUUCUGACUUGAUGUGUACAGGGGAUAAGGACGUGGUGAAUGAGGGCCGAAAGAGCUUCCCCAGCGGACAUUCUUCCUUUGCAUUUGCUGGUCUGGCCUUUGCUUCCUUCUACCUGGCAGGGAAGUUACACUGCUUCACACCACAAGGCCGUGGGAAAUCUUGGAGGUUCUGUGCCUUUCUGUCACCUCUACUUUUUGCAGCUGUGAUUGCACUGUCCCGCACAUGUGACUACAAGCAUCACUGGCAAGAUGUACUAGUUGGAUCCAUGAUUGGAAUGACAUUUGCCUAUGUCUGCUAUCGGCAGUAUUAUCCUCCUUUGACUGAUGCAGAAUGCCAUAAACCAUUUCAAGACAAACUUGCACUUCCAACUGCACAGAAGAAGCCUGGGGAUUCUUAUUGUUUUGAUAUUUAAAAAUUGAAUCUGGCUGGGCAUGGUGGCUCACGCCUGUAAUCACAACACUUUGGGAGGCCGAGGAGGGUGGAUCACCUGAGGUCAGGAGUUCGGGACCAGCAUGGCCAACGUGAUGAAACCCCGUCUCUACUAAAAAUACAAAAAUUAGCCGGGAGUGGCGAUGUGCCUGUAAUUCCAGCUACUCGGGAGGCUGAGGUAGGAGAAUUGCUUGAACCUGGAGGCGGAGGUUCCAGUGAGCCAAGAUCGUGCCACUGCACUCCAGCCUAGGCAACAGAGCGAGACCCUCCUCAAAAAAAAAAAAAAAAAAAUUGAAUCUACCUUAAUGGAAAACAGGUGAACUAGCCCUCCUAACUGGACCAUGCACAAGACAAGAAAUUCUGGCCUUUUUUUCCUCUUCCAAGGUGCAAGUGAGGACAUAAGCUACACUGUAUUCUGCCUCCAAAUGAUUACACACUUUCGUCCCUGCUCACACAGAUCUAUCUUGAGGAGUUACGGUUCUUUUCUACUACUGUAUGCCAUACAUUCUAGUAAAAGGAUCUUUCAAUGGUGUCCAACACCUUAUAAAUCUGGUCUAUCAGAUUGAUAUCCGAAGAUCUACAGUGUUUUUACAUUUAAUUUAAACGCCAUUCUUAGAAAGAUCUUGUCACAAAGCCUUUACAUAGCCCCAUCUUAUCUCAGAAGCUAAUUAUCAAAACUUAAUUUCCAUUUCGUAUAGCUCAAGAUCUUAAAAUCUAGGACAUGGCCAACUAAAUUACUUUGAUUCUGUUUACCUUCUCUGAUGACAAUUCCAUCAAGCCUUAAAUAGGAAAAUGUUGAAUCUGGGGUAAUUUAUCACUUUUGUGCACAUCUUAUCUGAGUCCAGCCAUCUGGUACUGCUGUACAUUUUGAACACCGUGGGUAUAAACAAUCUGUUGAAUUACUAAGUGAACACAAUAAUAAAGAAGAAAAUGGUCAGGAGUGUGGUUUCAGCACUACUAACAGAUGACUGUUUCUACCUCAUUUAACCAUAACUGUGCUCAUGAGCUUCCUUCCUUCCAUUCAUGACUGAAGAUCUGCUCAAAUGCACCAACACUGCCAAGUGACUAAGGCAGAAAAGAAAAAUGACAGGUAUCAUCAUCUGAAGGACAGAUGAAUCUUUUUCUGCCUCUUCUUCACAAUGGGAUAUAAGGAACAAUUACAGGAUGUCAUCAGAACUGAUGCUGUAGGACCUACAGCUCCCUUUCUCUUUAUUGUGAUUGUACUUUAAAUAUGACCUUGUCUUUUAUGUGUAUCUUCCUAUAUUUUCAAUAUAUCUAUCUUUUUCCUUCAGUAAACCUGAUAUUCAAAUAAAA
Cercocebus atys (sooty mangabey) is the source of this 5999-nucleotide messenger RNA. It is a transcript of the gene PLPP5, whose product is annotated as phosphatidic acid phosphatase type 2 domain containing 1B. The record is from RefSeq and is a predicted model, not a curated record. Gene Ontology annotation, molecular function: phosphatidate phosphatase activity. The coding region runs from base 3871 to 4668 and encodes 265 amino acids. NCBI's taxonomy places the organism in Eukaryota, Metazoa, Chordata, Mammalia, Primates, Cercopithecidae. The transcript is spliced from 7 exons. Gene Ontology annotation, biological process: phospholipid metabolic process.